GCGGCGGCCCAGGCCGGAGAAGUUAGUUGUGCGCGCGGCUCGUGCGCCGAGUCAGCGAGCGAGCGAGGGAGGCAGCGAGGCGCCGGGGCCAUGGGCUGGGGGAGCCGCGGCGGCCGCCCGGGACGCCCGGACCUGCUGUGCGUGCUGGCGCUGCUCGGGGGCUGCCUGCUCCCCGUGUGCCGGACGCGCGUCUACACCAACCACUGGGCGGUCAAAAUCGCCGGCGGCUUCCCGGAGGCCAACCGCAUCGCCAGCAAGUACGGAUUCAUCAACAUGGGACAGAUCGGAGCCCUGAAGGACUACUACCACUUCUACCAUAGCAGGACGAUUAAAAGGUCAGUUCUCUCGAGCAGAGGAACCCACAGUUUCAUUUCAAUGGAACCAAAGGUGGAGUGGAUCCAACAGCAAGUGGUAAAAAGACGGACCAAGAGGGAUUAUGACUUCAGCCGUGCGCAGCCUACUUACUUCAACGAUCCCAAGUGGCCGAGCAUGUGGUAUAUGCAUUGCAGUGAUGGGAAGAAUCAAAACACCCAAGCUGCCUGGGGAAGAGGAAGUCCUAACCGUCUUCAAAUAGAACGCACAUGCACAUCAAUGUGA
Molecule: messenger RNA, 597 nt
Organism: Hyaena hyaena (striped hyena)
Lineage: Eukaryota; Metazoa; Chordata; Mammalia; Carnivora; Hyaenidae
Product: proprotein convertase subtilisin/kexin type 5-like
Exons: 4
Coding region: 91-597 (168 amino acids)
Biological process (GO): peptide hormone processing
Cellular component (GO): trans-Golgi network; Golgi membrane
Molecular function (GO): serine-type endopeptidase activity
Source: RefSeq, a predicted model, not a curated record